Molecule: messenger RNA, 5433 nt
Organism: Linum trigynum
Lineage: Eukaryota; Viridiplantae; Streptophyta; Magnoliopsida; Malpighiales; Linaceae
Source: the annotation of a GenBank genome assembly
AUUCACAAAUUUGGAUAUGUCCUUAGUCUAGCACCGCACGCUCAUACUUCCAGAAAAGAACAUACAGAAGAAACCUUGGAGAUUGGUGAUGAGAUUUCGGGGGUAAGGUAUGGGCACAAGUAAGGUAGUCAGUGGUCAAAGACAAUUUAAAAAGCAGGGCGUGACGGGUGCCUGCUGUCUGUGUUGGUUGGUUUUUGGUGGUAGAGAGGUGUUUAGUUGGCGAGCGACGCAGAGAAAGAAGAGAACGGACUGUAGAAUAGCGGCCCUCUCUCAUCUCUCUCUCUCUGCUCUGCUCUGCCUGCCCCUUCAAUCUGCUCCUGGCUCACCCCUCAAGAGCUUGAAACUUGAACAUAAAGCUAGCCACCCAAAGACAGAGAGAAAGAGAAGGGAAAAACUUUGAACAGACACAACCUCCUUCGGUCCUUCCUCCCUCACUCUUUGGCCUUUGCCCAGUUGCCGCACUCAUCCUCAUCAUCACCACCACCGUCAAUUAACCACUUUUCCCCUGCGAGUCCCUCUCUCCCUUUUCUCCUUCUUCUACCUCUUCUCUACUACUGCUCCUUCCUAUCUCGCUGUCGCUACCGGAAAGGAAAAAGCGAAAACCAUUCUUGUCCCAUGAUGACACCCAAAGUACAUCUCUCAUCUUCUCAUUCUUAAAAUAAAUCUGCACUCUCUCUCUUCUGAGCUUUGCUUUUCCAGCAGCCGUACUAAUUGACCCCGCCGCGACCCAGGCUAGCGCUUCCUUUCUUUACUUCAACGCUUCCCCUCUCUCUCUCUCUCUCCUGUAUAUAUAUCAGAAGGAAGUUGCAGCUUUGGUUUUGGUUUUGGUUGGUGUGGGUUUUUUUAGGUCAGAUCUCUGAACAAGUACUACUGGGUUGGUGGUUUUUUUUGUUAGGAACAAGUACUCUUUCCCUGCCCCUCCUUUGGAUCUGACUGCAUAAAGAGGAAAAGAACAAAACAACAACAGUACAGAUCCAUUGAUGGGCUCUAGCUAGCUUACUAGGGUUUCUUAGUUAGGGCAUUGUUGUACAGGAUCAUAUCUGCAAAGUAUAAGAAGAUCGAUCAGGAGGAUCGGAGAAGCUAAUUAAGCUCAAGGAGGUCAGUGGGCUCGUAGUAAGUUCACUCCUCUGUUUGGUCAUUUUAGCUGCAGGCGGUAAAUUCUUUUCUGGGAGAUAAGGUUUUCAUUGGAUUGGUCCAUGUGCAUAUCUAUCUAUCUAUCUAUCUACCUAUCUGCAUCCUCGUUUGUAUCCAUCUCCAAUUCCAAAUGUGCUUUCAAUUCAAACUUCGCCACUCCCCUCCUCCCAGCUAAUUUACAAACCCUCCAAAUACCAAACCCCUUUCCUGUCUUUUGCAACCUAGCUUAACUUCAUUAUCAUAACCCAGCCACAGACCUCUACCUGGAAAAAGAAACCCACCCAGCUAGCUUAUAUAUAUAGCUAUAGAUUUCAGUAUUUAGUACUCUACAUCUAUCCAGUAUUCGAAAAGGAAGAAAACCGAUUAGUCAAGGUACAUGGCUGAUCAUCACAACCGUUGGUGGGCUGGGAAUGUGGUGGCAGCAGCUCCACAAGAAUCCGCUAUGGGACUCAUGGACCGCCUCGGAUCCGCCGCUCCAACCCGCCGACCCGACCCGCAGCAACAACUCCAACUCCACGGGCUAGUAGAAGAACCCGAUGUCAGCAGCAGCAGGGAAAACCCAGAUUCCGGAGGCGGGAACGGCGGAGGAGGCGAAGGAAGCGGAGGCGGAAGCGGCGGCGGCGGAGGAGGACGAGCAGGGGGAGGGACGACGUCGAUUCGGAGACCGAGAGGGCGGCCGGCGGGGUCGAAGAACAAGCCGAAGCCUCCUGUGGUGAUAACCAAGGAAAGCCCCAACUCCCUCCGCAGCCACAUCCUCGAAGUCGGCUCCGGCAGCGACAUCGCCGAGAGCGUGGCCGGGUUCGCGCAGCGGCGGCACCGCGGGGUGUCGAUCCUGAGCGGGAACGGCGUCGUAACGAAUGUCACUCUGGGCCAGCCGGCGGCUGCCGGCGGGGUCAUCGCCCUCCACGGGAGCUUCGAGAUCUUGUCGCUGUCGGGCUCGUUCCUGCCUGCGCCGUCGCCGCCUGGGGCGGCGGGGCUGACCGUUUACCUUGCGGGCGGGCAGGGGCAGGUCGUGGGAGGGAGGGUCGUGGGCCCGCUGGUUGCUGCCGGCCCAGUUAUGGUCAUUGCGGCGACGUUUAGUAACGCGACCUACGAGCGGCUGCCGCUGGAUGAUCAGGAGGUGGGCCAUGGGCCUGGCCCAUCAGGCCCGGAUGGGCUGCAAGCGCAUCAUCAGCAACAGGGGGAUCAGAAUGUAAACAACAAUAAUAACGGGAGUGGAGGGGAAGGGAAUGAGAAUUCAGGGGGUGGGUCUGGUUCGCCGGAAGGGAUGAGUAGUGCUACUGAUCAUCAUCACCAUCAACAGCAGCAGCAACAUGGGUCGAUUGGGUUCCCGCCUCCGCCAAUUUACAAUUUGCCACCCAAUUUGCUACAGAAUGGCCAAAUGCCGCAUGAAGUCUUCUGGGGUGCUCCGCGGCAGCCGCCGCCUGCCAACUUCUGAUAAUCGUCAUCAGCUAAGCUCCAUCGAUCUCCCUUCUUUAAUGGUUAACUUGGUAGUUUUGGGGGUAUAUUCUGUGGGCAGGUUUGCGGGGUCGUUUUUUUUUUCUCUGUAAAAGUUAGCUUGACUGAGAAGGAAGGAAAAACAAGUGGGAUAAGUAGGACUUGGAUCAUGUUUUGUAUUUUGCUCCCUGAAUUUUCCCUGUUGUUCAAAGUUAGUCGGCUAAUAAUUAACAUACAACUCCCUUAAUCGGUCCAAAUCAACAUCUUCCCUUUGAGUCAUUUCGUUCUUUCGUAUUGCUUGGUAAUCGGCAUGUGUCGAAUUUUGCUGCAUGCUGAUAAGGGUUCGCGUCAGCUCGAGCUCAUGAGAUUGCAAGCUAUGUGACGGUUCCAAUAAUAGUAUCAGUCCGCUCUGACGUUUAUCCAAUGGUUAUGCUAGCAAAAAAUGCCGUAUUGAAAUUCUGGUUUCAGUGCUUAGUUAAAAGAAUGUGUUACUGAUAGGGCUGCAAAUGAACCGAGUCGAGUUUUACCCUACCUUGAGCUCGGUUUGUUAGUAAACGGCUCGAGCUCAGCUCAUUUAUUAACGAGCCGAGUCGAGCUCGAGCUAGCUUGUUUACUAAAAUCUUGCGUUUUAUUUGGUACUUCAUUUUGUAUAUCAUGAUACAUAUGAUUUAUUUUGUUAACUAAUCUCAUAUUAUACUUUGUUGGUAUUAUAUAUCAUUUAGUUAAUAAUUUUAACUACUCCAAAUCAUGUUAUUUCAUAGUACGAAGCAAUCUAUGAUACAUAAUUUCUUAUUAAAGUAGAAAAUAAGAUAUAUUUGUUCGCAUACUCAACGUGUUAAACUUUAUAUAUGAUGAGAUAUAUAAUUUAACAACCAUAUGAAUUAAAAUCAUAAGAUAUAGAUUGAUUUGUCCAUAAUUCGAUAAUCGAGUUGGCUCUCUAGCCACAUGUUGAGACAUAUCAUGAGCUCUAAACGAGCCAGCUCACGAGUUUAGCUCAACAAGCCACCGAGUUGAGCUAGCUUGCGAGCUUCACGAGCUGAACAAAGUUUAGAUCAUGUUCAGCUCGUUUAUUAACGAGCCGAGUUUCGAGCGAGCUUUUCUCGAGUCGAACGCCGAGCCGCUCGCGAGCAACUCAGCUCAUUUUCAGUCCUAAAUGUGUAUAUAGAUGACAUGUUUGACAUUGAUUGAAGAAGAAAGAAUGAUGCAAACAAUGUCAGUAUCAGUAUUAUCAUGAGCUGACAAUGAGGCUCAAAUUGGGUUAGAUUCAUCUGCACCUUGAUCAAUUGGGAUUUUGCUUUGCCUGGAAAUGGGUGUUUUUCUUUGUUUUGUCAUGGGAUGGGUUGGGGCUCCCACUAAGCCAACUUGCAUGCCGGAAUAUUUCUCACGAUGUCUAGCUUGGAUUGGCCAAAGUUUUGAUUCGUCACACGAACGAAGUGGGGACAGAAAGGGCCAAUUCAACAUUUCCCCCUUCUUUAUUCCAAUCUAGAGUUGCUUCUCUUGAGUUUGGGUACGUUGAUUCGCCUCGCUGUUCUUUUGCUUCAUUGUUCUCGAUGCAGAUGUGAUUUAAGGUGUGUUCACAGUAACGUUCACAUCUGAUAUUUCCUUUUUAACUGCUAGCAAAUUGUUGUCUUUCAAACUGAACGGCUAAUAACUGGCUGGCUAGCUAAGCUUCGAACGGGCAGUCUGAGGUCUGAAAUGAAACGCAACGAAGGAACAAGAGAGAUCAUCAGCCCAGCCCAGCCCAGCCCUUCCUCCUGUUUGGUCAAAGGCGGUUUUGAUGAAACCGAUCAAGGUUUUGCCAUCCUGACAGCUCAAUCUUCUUCAACUCUUAUCUUCAAUUUGCUUCUGCCACGUUUUUUUUUUUGGGUUGAUGGUCAAAAUGGGGGUUGAUGAAAUCGUCAGUUAGUUGGCUGAGUUUUCAAUUGAAAGGAUAGAAAUUUUGUGGAAGCAUACUAUGGAACACUUGUAGUAGUUGACGCCAUGGCACUUCUAUCUUAGCCAAAGUGAAGAGCUAGCUAGCGAUCAGAUAUGUGAGCUCAUUGGGGAUUCUUACGUAUGAUGGAAGUUAGUGGGGGAGAUAAGUACGGUCGUAUUUUGUUAUUUGACUUUCAACUGAUUGAGUGAUUGUUCUGUGUGUGAAUCUUCUAAUAUAUAUAAUUACCUUGUACAAAUUGCUCAACCAGAAAAUAUAAGCGUACUGGAGUUGAUUUUUGGGUCUAAUUAGGUCAUGAUAAGUAAAAGUAAAUAAAAGUUGAUGAGGUUAAAUCACUAAUCAUGAAUAUUAUUAUCGAGUAGACUUUUACUGUAAAGUUACACCUUCGUGUAUAAGAUUAUUUGGAUGAACUACUUGUGACAAAUCUACUUUGAGAUCCCAGUUACAUAGAGAAGAUGUGAAAUCCUGAAGGACCUAGUAAAAAUGUGAAGGGACAUGUUAAUCUAAUCGGAGAGUAAACAUUAUAAAAAAAAUUCUUAUAAAAACUACAAAUGCACAACCAUUAUAAACAUGAUUAUAAAAAACAAAGUGUAAUGUCUAUUUUUUUAUCCAAACCUUUUCAGAUUAUUUUAUAUUAUCCAAACCUAUUGAAAUACUAAGAAUUAGCCAAAUGUUAACUUCCAGUUAGAAAUUUUGUUGGUGAUAUUGACUUAGCAACAUGAUACUGACUUGGAAGAGACUCAUGAAGGUCAACAUUCCAAUAUUUUAGUAAUUUAACUAAAAAAAGAGUUACAAAAUUAUUAACAAGAACGUAAAAAUAACUAAUAUUUUGAUUCAUUAUGAAAGAUUUAGAUAACUAAUAGAAUUUUAAUAGAUUUGAAUAAUAUAAAAGAAUCUAAUUUUUUUUUGAAUAAAAUAUAGACAUUAAC